Molecule: messenger RNA, 2058 nt
Organism: Mesorhabditis belari
Lineage: Eukaryota; Metazoa; Nematoda; Chromadorea; Rhabditida; Rhabditidae
Source: the annotation of a GenBank genome assembly
AUGGAACGACAUAGUACGGACUCGAUUGAAGAUGACCAGUCAAAUAAACAAGAUACAGCCGAUCUUGAUGAAGAUCAACUCUUAUGUGGAUAUCGAAAUUGUACCCCAAAAUGGCUUCAAUGUUUUCAUACAUCUCGUUGGUUACUUGUCUUUCUGGGUCUUUGUGCUUUCAUUCAGAGUUUUGUAGUCAAUGCGAUUUUUCCGGUUGGACUUUCGACUCUUGAGAGACGUUUUCAUAUGACAAGUACACAUACUGGAGUGAUCUCAUCAUGGUAUGAUUUUGCUGUCCUUCUCAUUGUCUUUCCUGUAUGUCAUUGGGGAAAUGAAGGACAUAAGGGUCGAUGGAUUGGUAUUGGUGGAUUAAUCAUGGCGGCUGGAUCAGCAAUUUGUGCGCUUCCACAUUGGAUCGUUGACCCUUAUCAACCCACAGAUUUAAACGUUGAUCCAAAUGAAGAUUUUGGGCAAUGUUACGCUAAUCGAACUUUUGUCCAUGACGAAUGUAAAGAUCGAAGCUUCAAAUCUUAUCUAAAUCCGUACUUUUGGCUGUUUAUUCUUGGUCAAACUCUGCAUGGACUUGGUUCAACUCCUUUAUUUUCGAUUGGUACUGCUUACAUUGAUGAGAAUGUCUCACAAAAAGCCUCACCAAUGUUUCUCGCGAUCAAUGCUGUGAUCACUUCAAUGGGACCGGCUGUUGGUCUCUUUGCCGGGGGGUUUUUGCUCCGAAUCUACGAUGACUUCGAUCGGGUGACAAAAGUACCACUAAAAGACAAUCUUGAUCCAAGAUGGAUUGGUGCUUGGUGGAUCGGAUUUGUCUUUUCUGCGAUUUCCGCUUUUUUCGUUGCAAUUCCAAUUUUGGCUUAUGCUCGACAAUUGCCAGAAGCGAGAAGACAUCGUGCAAAAGAUGUGAAUCAAACGCACCAAACAAAUGUAGAAAUGGCCAAGGAUCAAGAAUCGAAAUGGAAAUUGUGGAGAACUGUGAUUGGAAUUCUUAGGAACCCGACCUUCAAUGUAGUGAUUGUUCUCGGUAUUUUCGAAUCGAUAAUUAUCAACGGAUUCGCAGCUUUUAUGCCUAAAAUUCUUGAAACCCUUCUAGCUACCACACCAACUAUUGGUGCAUACCUUUCAUCCACGAUCAUUUUGGCGUGUGCUUGCGGUGUUCUGUUGGGUGGGGCCAUUGUGAGAAAGUUAAACCUUCAGGUGAGCGGAAUGUUGAAGAUGGUGAUCGUCUGUCAAAUGAUUGCCCUCAUUUUUGUCUUCGGUUUUAUUUUUUCGUGUCCACAAAGAAAUUUCGCUGGGAUUAGCGUUAAUUAUUCAGGAAAAGAGAUUCAUUACGAUAAUACUCUCGAUCGGAUCAAUGAGACUUGUAAUUUGAAUUGUAAAUGCCAACGAAAGGACUGGAAUCCCGUUUGUCAAAAGUCGACUGGUCUCAUUUUUUAUAGUCCGUGCUUUGCGGGUUGUUCUAAUAAAGAAGAAAGAACUCAAGAUACUUUAUGGAAAAAUUGUGGAUGUGCAAUAAAUUCGACGAUUACCAAUCGUGUAGCUGAAGAUGAAGUGGUUUCAGGAUAUUGCUCACAGGAUUGUGGAUGGAGAGUUUACGGCUUUUUGUUGUGUCUUUUCGUGACUGUUUUAGCGAGUUUUGCUGCAGGAAUUCCUACUCAACAAAUCAUGCUUCGCGUAGUUCCGUUCGAUCAACGAACAAUAGCUAUCGGUUUGAAUUGGACAUUUCUUCGACUUCUUGGCUUUAUUCCUGGGGGAAUUCUUUUUGGUGUGUUGAUUGAUAACUCAUGCAUCAAAUGGGGUGAAAGUGUAUGUAAAAGCAAAACGAGUUGUCUUGUUUAUGAUCCAUUCAAGUUGGCAUGGACAAUUAUGGCUUUAUCAAUAAUUUGUAAAUUGGUUUGUAUUCUGGGCGCCGUACUCGGGUAUAUGACAUAUCGACCAAAUGAUUUGGAUAAUGGGAUGUCAGUACAGACAACGGAUAGUCGAGGACCGUUGAGUCUUGUUGUGAAUGAUGAUCGACCACUUGAAGAGAUCGGGAUUCCCAUCAAAAUUUCCGAGAAA